ACUUUUUAUAUGUCUAAUCGACUCGGUUUGUUGUUUAUAUGCUACACGAAUGCUGUGAGGUCAAACAGAAUUGUGUAGGUCUUGAACUCAAGCUCUGGACUAUUACUGUUAGCUUGCCGCUAACCCUUUAAGCGAAAACCCAUUGGAACACAUAGUGGCUAGCUAGCUAGCUGCUAAUAAGUUACCUAUAACGCUUAAUUGAUUGUUGUUUACUUUGCACAUGAGCACAUUUUGGGACGAAUGACCCAAUCCAAUAUUAGCGAUCUCAGUCACUACGCGGAGUUUGAGUAUCUAAUCAUGUAUUUAAUGAUGACUUUAUUGACAACACAAAACUGUGGGUGCUUCCAACAUAACCGCGAGCGCUAAAAAGCAAAGCCCACCUGGCUGUCCCUAGCAAAGCUCAACUUUGCUAAUGUGCAACAUUAGCGCAGCACUGCAACCGAACAAAAGUGAUUUUCCUGACCACGCCCCCCAUCCGACUUUACGCAUGCGAUUUAACGCAUGUAAUUUGUGCCGUGGACACGUACAGUUAAUCUCUGAUUCGCCUUCCGAAGCAGAAGGCGGUGCUAAUGCGCAUACUACACUGAUUCCUUAGCUCUGGAAAAAAAACUGAAAAGUUUAAACGGUUGAGAGUUUGGCGGGAAGCAACAGAAGGCCUGCAGAAAGUUACUACCUACACGGCAGCAUUCAGCAUUACUCGACUUACUGUAAGUUUUGAAUGUUAAUAUUUAUUCACUUUUACUUCUUUCAUACAUUUGUUGGUGUGUUUGUCUCAAAGAGCGUAGACCUUCUCUAAGCCCCCGCCCUUCACUGGCUUAUCACGGGAGUCUUGUAGGGCAUUGCCAACUUGGUGACGUUAAGUCAGAUAUAGGUUAGCUGCUAAAGGGCUAGCCACUUAGCGGACCACUAAUGUUACACACUCCAGUCACUAGACUAUUACGGCUGCGAGCAACCAUAUUCUUCGUGAGUGGUCUUGAAUGAAUCCUGGCGACCUAAGCUUACAAGCAAAGCAAUGAUUAUAUAUGUUUAAGAAUUGGUGUUUAAAACAUUCAAAGAAUGUGUUGCUAGUGCUACCCCCCACCCCUCAUUCCGCUAGCAGCACAGCGUGUUUUGGGGGACUUUCCCUUCAUGAUACAGACUAAAUUGUAUUUGCCAUAGUCUCAGUUUACUAUUGAUAGAUGUAUUUUGUAUUGGGUAACGUAUUUUAACGUACUAAAUGGAACUUGCACCUAAUAGUGAGGACGUGUAAAUGUUAAGUUAUAACUAAGUGUUACGUUGAAACUCUGCUUGGUGCAACCGCUUAUUUUUUAGUAGUGCGUAAAGUCGAACGCAUGGGCCAUUUACGUCCACCGUAGCCUUUUUAAAGGUUAUUAAAAGAGCAUGAACGAGCAUAAUAGGGCCUCUUAGCUCAAACUGAGUUCCUACACUAAGAGUUCACGUUCAACUGCCCGCCCACUUGUGCUGCGUCGUUUUUAAAAUAAAAUAAAUGCCAUUAUUGUUGAUUAACCAUGCAGAUAAGUGCAAGUGCUGCUGCUUUUCGUUACAGUAGGCUAAGGUUAAUUUUGCUUGAUGGCUUUAGUAGCUUGACACUGGGGAUCAAAUGAAAAGAUCAUUAACAGGGGAAUUUAUGAAUGGAAGUAUUUAUAAUUUGACACUCUUUGAAUGCUUCUAAUUGUUCAGUUUCAGAUCAGUUUAUGCCCUUUCAUCUCCCUGUUCCAGUUUCAUGAAGUUAAGACAGUUAAGGAAGACAACUGGAGAUGUGAUAAAGAUACCAGGUAAUCCAAUGAAUGUGAAUUCCUCUAUCAACCACCCCUCUUUCAUUUAAGACAUUUCAUUCAAGAUUUGUCUUAAAAAAAUGUUAAAAACUCUGUUCUGGUUUCAGCUCUACCAGAGGUUGCUCAAGUACACAUUAGAGAACAAACAACUAGUGACACAAUCUACAAGACAACAAAUGUGACCAUUGAUGGCACAGACUAUGUCUGUGGAAUGUUUCUGUCUGUAGGAGUCAGUGGUGGACUGUCGACAUUUGGCAAAAUAGAAGAGAUCUUUCUUGUGAAUCACAACGUAUCUUUUCUGUGUUGUGAUUAUGACUCCUGGUAUGUAGAACAUCUACGGUCCUAUGAGCUGUCAACUGCAGACAUAAGCCUGUCGAUCCACCUGCAGUCUGGUCUGAAUGAUACAGUCCCUCUCUGCAUACAAGAUAGACGGCUCGCUGCUGCUGACCCCCAAGCGGUUCAUUCAAGUGAGACAGAACUGAGUUCAGCACAAUGGCAGCUGCAUCCCCACAACCAAUGAUUCUUCGUGUUGUUGAGCCAGACCAGGCUAGAAAAUUAAAACUCAGCUCACGACCAACCUCUGUUGAUGCACUGAUCAACAUUAUAAAAGAACAGCUGGAAAUCAACCUUGACUUCGAUUUGCUUUACGAAGAUCCAGACUUUGAAGGGAAACUUACUUCCCUUACAGACAUUGAGGAAUUGCCACAAAAAGCUGUUGUGCACAUCUCACUUUCACAAGACUCCAGCUCUAUUGCAUCUACUGUUCUACUUUCAGAUGUGUCAUCUCCAGAGCGUCUCAGCAGGUGGCCUCCAGGUCCUUUCCCUGUUCCCACAUUUGCAUUUGAUGUUGAACUAAAACUUAGAGAUGGAAAUGCGGAAUAUAAGAAGAACAACACGCACCUUAAGUUGACAAGAGACCUAAAGCACGACAUUUUAGAAAAGCUUGCAUCUACUAUAUAUGGUUUUAAGGCUUACCCAAGUGAUAAAGAGAUUGCAAAGGCUGCUGAGGCUCUUGUAGCCAAACAUCCCUGCUUGAAGGAAGCAGGAUCUGAGACUGGCUGGAAUGGAUGGAAAAACUCCAUCAAGUUUAAGAUGGGCAAUUUCAGGAACAAGAUGAGACGGGCUGGAUGUCAGGAGGUCACUGUUAAUGCUGGAAAAAGAAGUAGAAGUUAUCCUGAAAAUGAAUCUUCACAUUCCAACAUUAAAAGACCCAAGCGAGCAGAAGUCAACUUCCUACCAAACUUUCCCCAAGGAAAGGAUCCUUCAAGCCUUGAGCAGUUGAGGCAGACAAUUGUUGAAGAAGUCAAGAAGACUGAGAAGAACCUGCCCCUCAUUAGAAAGAUGAUGGAGACCACAUUUCCCCUACGCCGACAGACCAUAGUGAUGUCCUGCCCACCAGUGAACGAGCUCAUGGACCUCUGGCCUGCUCUCAAAAUAGAGUCUGAGGUAAUAUGGAUCAGCGCUCUCUUUUGAGAAAAUAAUUGUGAUUCUUACUUAUUUGGCUGCUAUUUUCUGCUUUAUAAAGGUGUGCUAGAUUCUUCAAAUUGAA
This is a messenger RNA of Clupea harengus (Atlantic herring), 3324 nucleotides long. RefSeq lists its product as uncharacterized. The transcript is spliced from 2 exons. Lineage: Eukaryota; Metazoa; Chordata; Actinopteri; Clupeiformes; Clupeidae. The coding region runs from base 2268 to 3248 and encodes 326 amino acids. The record is from RefSeq and is a predicted model, not a curated record.